Messenger RNA from Cyanistes caeruleus (blue tit), 2094 nucleotides. It is a transcript of the gene LNPK, whose product is annotated as lunapark, ER junction formation factor. Lineage: Eukaryota; Metazoa; Chordata; Aves; Passeriformes; Paridae. The record is from RefSeq and is a predicted model, not a curated record. Gene Ontology annotation, biological process: endoplasmic reticulum tubular network organization. Gene Ontology annotation, cellular component: endoplasmic reticulum tubular network.
UGGUUUUGCUUGUUUCCUUGUCCACGGCACUCAGCUGGAAAAACUUUUCAUGGUCCCAUGAGGACCUGUGAGCUGUGAAUUCUUGUAGAAGAUUGAUAGCUCUGCCAACAUUUGUCCACAAUAGAAGAUGGGUGGACUAAUUUCAAGAUGGAGGCAGGCAAAACCUUCCACUGUAGAAGUAUUAGAAAAAAUAGAUAAGGAAAUACAGACAUUAGAAGAAUUCAGAGAAAAAAAUCAGAGGCUACAGAAACUAUGGGUUGGAAGGCUUCUUCUCUACUCCUCAGUUCUUUACCUUAUUACUUGCUUAAUUGUAUAUUUGUGGUGUCUUCCUGACGAAUGGACAGCAAGGCUGACAAUGACACUUCCAUUUUUUGCAUUUCCAUUGAUAAUCUGGUGUAUAAGAACACUGCUCAUUUUUUUCUUUUCCAAACGGACAGAAAGGAAUAAUGAUGCACUGGAAGAUUUAAAGUCCCAAAAGAAAAAAAUACUUGAGGAAGUAAUGGAAAAGGAAACAUACAAGACUGCUAAACUAAUCCUUGAAAGGUUUGAUCCAGAAUCGAGUGCAAAGGAGACUGAACUACCAUCUGCUGGAACAUCUGCAACCUCAAGACCUGGACAAGAAAUUCGUCAGAGGACUGCAGCUCAAAGAAAUACUUCUGCACCCCCACCUGCAACUCCCAAACAAGGCUCUCCAAAGUCCCCGCUUCCAGCAUCUCCUGAUCUGCAGAGAGAGACACCAGCCCUGAGCGGGCUCCCGGAAAGAACUGCUGUGCCAUCCUUGCAAUCAAAUGUUUUACCAAGACGCCCUGGAUCCCCUGCUACUUCAGUGCCUGGAAUGGGUCUUCAUCCUCCAGGCCCUCCUUUGGCAAGACCUGUUCUUCCUCGAGAAAGAGGAGUUGUGGAUAGAGUUAUUGAAUAUUUGGUUGGUGAUGGUCCUCAGAACAGGUAUGCCCUUAUAUGUCAGCAAUGUUUUUCUCACAAUGGUAUGGCUUUGAAGGAGGAGUUUGAAUACAUAGCAUUUAGGUGUGCCUACUGCUUCUUCCUGAAUCCUGCAAGAAAAACUAGGCCUCAGGCUCCACGACUUCCAGACUUCAGCUUUGAAAAAAAGCAAACUACAGAAAUGCGAUCUGAAGCUGAGCCUCUCGAACCUAGAGAGAGAAAGCCCCAGGAGACUCAACAGACAAAAGAAUCUGAAGAUGAUAUGGCCCAGCUCGUUGAGACAAGUGACACAGAUGAUAAAGCACCAAGUUCUGAGCAUCUAAAUGAUAAGCUAGCUGAAGAAGGUGAAAAAGAGGAAGCAGAAAACAUUUCAACAACUGAAGAGGCUAUUUCAGAGUCUGCUUCAGCUGAACAAAGUGAAGAAUCUUUCAUAAAUGCAGAAUAAAAUACUUCAAGUGCCUUCUGUAGCUAGUUUUUAGCUUUGUUCAUGCCUAUUGUUACUAUUCAGGUGAGCUUUUUUUAAUGGUACAACUUAAAAAUCUUGCUUGGGCUUAAACUGCCUCAACUGCCACAAUGUGUCAGAGCUGUGUGUAAAAGUGGGUAUUGUAAAUUAAGCAUGUCUCUUUAAGUUAACACAUAGAAUGUGUAGUUGGUUGAAGUCUAACAGUUGUAGCCCUUGUUUAGUUUGCAGAUUUGAAAACUUCAGAGUACAAGCCUUGCUAAGGGUGACUUACAGUUUGACAUCUCUUUAGCUGCCACACAUAAAGAGCAAUUACUGAUGGCAUCUGACCUAGUAAGUUUGGUCUAGUGAACUUAAGGUGCGUUUUGAUGCUGCCCUGUUAAAAUGGAUUGAGUAUAUGUUUAAUACACAGAUGUUUACAAGCUAAACUGUCAUCUGACAUUUGACUUCAGCAUAUGGAAGUGUCAUUGCAGUGGUGUUAAUAUUAUUCAUUGUCUAACUUUUUGACAGAAUUCACUUAAAUGGCACUUGGAUAAAUGGCAUCUCCUUUGGUGUUUGCGUUGCAGAUGAACCAGAGGCACCUACAUGCAAAACUGUUUUGUGUUUACAUAAAAUAUAAUAAGUCUCUGCACUUGAUUGUACUUGAAUACAAAGCACUAUUUAUACCUGUACAAUAAUGACAAGAUAUAAGUGAA